AUCUAUCAAUAUAUAUAUUAUAUCUAUUACCGGUGGCACACUGUUUUAGCCAAUCAAAUACUGGUAUCUCAUGUUGUCCGCCAUGAAUCUUACCCAUCGUCCCAUACGGCUAUGGCGAAUUAAUGCUAUUCGGACGUAAGUCAUCACUUUACUUGUUGUUAAAUAGACGGAUCUAGCCCGAAAAACGACAUAGAAAAGGGGGAAGAUAGUGCCAGGAUGCCACAGUGUUCGGCUUUCGGCUGUAGGAACAGGUCUGAUGGCAAAUACAACAAUCCACCAGACGUUUCUUUUCACGCUUUCCCGUUGAGGAAGGAAGCCUUAAUUAAGCUAUGGCUGAAGAAUGUUGGGAGAUUGGAGUUCACGCCUUCAAAAUCAUCGAAAUUAUGUUCGGCGCAUUUUCGGCCCAGUUGUUUCCAGUCGGAUCCGUACGAGAAAUACGGGCUCGAGAGCUCAGAAAACCAUCGCCCCAAAAAACGGAUGUUGAAGGAAGACGCCGUGCCAACAGAAUUCUCCCUUUGCCGAACCCAAAGAGUGAAACGGGCUUCACGUGCGUCUCAGAAGAAGAAAGUAGAAAGACAGCGGCUGAAUGAACAGAUUAUCUGCAAUCCACUUGUGUCUAAAGACUUGAGCGGCAAUGGUGUAAAAUGGUGGGAGCUGAAAAGGCAUGCAGAUAAACAAUGCACGGGCUCAGAGUACCAAAAGAGCAACCAAGCGUUCGACACGGCGCUGCUGCCGAGCCCGGAGACGUCUAGAGAAGUCAUUGACUAUGACUAUACAAAACCCCUUGACUCUGAUGACUUGAGCACAGAUGAUUCGACUAAGAGUGCCGGUGAGGAUGAAGGUGACUUUCACUUCAAAAGAGCUCAAGGUGGUCCCAGUUACAAAGAAUCAGAUGACGACAAUAAUUCAAGCUCAACUGAGUCUGCCUAUUCUUCAGGGGUGCCUACCCUUCCCGAUACCCAUGAUUCCUUCUGUAACAAGUGUGACCAAGGGCCUUUCACGUCAAUGAAGCUGCAUCUGAAACAGUGUAGCGGUGCUUUGUGCAAAGAAACCAAGUGCUUUCGCUGCAUGAUGCCAUUUCGUAACGAGGCGGCGCUCAAGGAUCACUACAGCAUCUUUUACUACUGUGAUGUCUGCGGCCAGGUGUUCAGACACUGGGCCCCAGCCCAUCAGCACAAGCCUCCCGAACGGGCCCUCUUACGCUUGAUCCGCUUCUGCAGUGUAUCCACGCCCAAAGUGUGUGCCAUAUGCAAGUCUUUUUUUCUUGAUGAAAAGUCUUUGUCCACUCAUGUAAUCUGUGUUCACACAUCGGUGGUCAGCACCCAUGUGCAUAUUGUGAAAAAACAGUCAUGCUUGACUGACAAAAAGGUUUCGACAAAUGUCGUCGCAGCGAGUACCCCCGAGCCUGUCGUCACAAACCAGGUUAUCGAUAAGGAUCAUACGUAUUGUAUUUCUGCCCCAUUGAAAAGUGUGAUCACGGGCUGGUGCUUUAAGGUGCCACGUCCCUGCUGGCAGUGCGGGACCAUGUUGCGACAGCCGUACCUCGCCAUUAGCCACCGCUACCUCCACCGGGGUCGCCGUUUGCACCGGUGCUAUUGCGGCCGGUCCUUCAAGCACCGGCUGCAUCUCCUGCGGCACUGCGUGCAGCACGCAGAAGACAAGAGCUACAUCUGCGUCAACUGUGGCAACACUUUCGCCGGAGCAAGACUCUUAGCCGCACACUUGAGGGGAAAAACGCAGAUGAAGAAGAAAGGCUCGGGAAAUUGCAGGAAAGGCCUCGCGUGCAGCUGUGGACAUUACUUUAAUAGGGCCUCUGCAUUCAUAUGGCAUCAAAUUAAAAACAAUGUGAAAACCAGACAUUUGAAAAGAUGUAAAUGACAAGCAAUAAUACAAAUGUGUCAAAUAAAAAAUGUC
Molecule: messenger RNA, 1914 nt
Organism: Corythoichthys intestinalis (scribbled pipefish)
Lineage: Eukaryota; Metazoa; Chordata; Actinopteri; Syngnathiformes; Syngnathidae
Product: zinc finger protein 91
Exons: 2
Coding region: 217-1878 (553 amino acids)
Source: RefSeq, a predicted model, not a curated record